GGGAGUGAGAUUGCCUAUAUAAACCAUCACAGAUCACGACCAAUCGACCUAUACUACUUUAUAGAUUACUAUAAUUUACAUCUACCAAAGGCAUAAUGGCGCGAACCAAGCAGACAGCGCGCAAAUCAACUGGCGGGAAAGCACCCCGGAAGCAACUGGCGACUAAAGCCGCUCGAAAAAGUGCGCCUGCAACCGGAGGGGUCAAGAAACCCCACCGAUACCGGCCAGGGACGGUCGCUUUACGAGAAAUCAGAAGAUACCAGAAAAGUACGGAAUUGCUCAUUCGAAAACUGCCCUUUCAGCGGUUGGUCCGAGAAAUCGCGCAGGACUUCAAGACUGAUCUGCGCUUUCAGAGUUCAGCCGUCAUGGCACUACAAGAAGCUAGUGAAGCAUAUUUAGUUGGGCUCUUUGAAGAUACGAAUUUGUGUGCUAUCCAUGCAAAGAGAGUCACCAUUAUGCCGAAGGAUAUUCAGCUUGCGAGGAGGGUGAGAGGCGAACGUGCGUAGGUUGGGUUCGUUUUUAGGUUAUAUGUCAAUAUAAUUAUCAUAUAGGUUUUGGCUUUGACAAAGCCCUUUUCAGGGCUGCAUUU
This is a messenger RNA of Plodia interpunctella (Indianmeal moth), 589 nucleotides long. RefSeq names its product histone H3-like. The record is from RefSeq and is a predicted model, not a curated record. Gene Ontology annotation, molecular function: structural constituent of chromatin; protein heterodimerization activity; DNA binding. Gene Ontology annotation, cellular component: nucleosome. Bases 96 to 506 code for a protein of 136 amino acids. The transcript has a single exon. NCBI's taxonomy places the organism in Eukaryota, Metazoa, Arthropoda, Insecta, Lepidoptera, Pyralidae.